Molecule: messenger RNA, 1939 nt
Organism: Microtus ochrogaster (prairie vole)
Lineage: Eukaryota; Metazoa; Chordata; Mammalia; Rodentia; Cricetidae
Gene: Lpxn
Product: leupaxin
Biological process (GO): negative regulation of B cell receptor signaling pathway; transforming growth factor beta receptor signaling pathway; endothelial cell migration
Source: RefSeq, a predicted model, not a curated record
CCAGUUAAAGUCUUCACAAGAAGAUGAAGAUACAAAGUUUGGAGAUGUAAUUCCGAUUUUUACUUUAGUCAUUAAACGGCAAACAUGCAGUAAAAUCCAUUGUCCUUUCUAGCAUUUGGCCCACUUGCCACACAGAUAAAGCAAAUGUUUUAUAGUCUGUAUUGAGUCUUUGACUCUUUCAAAGGACUAGUGUCAUCUUCUGUUGUAAAAAUGGACAGUAUUGAGUAGGAGCGCAUUUUCAAGCUGUAUUUGCAAUGAGCACGUUUGGAACAGCACUGACAUCCAAUGGCUGCUUAUACAAAAAAAUACAAAAACCAAGCCCCUUAAAAAGAGAUGCCUUAUUGGAGGAAUUGGAACGUUCUACCCUCCAGGACAGUGAUGCAUAUGCAAAGCCUGUUUCUUGUCACCCAGAUCAGCAAUCCAAACAGGAGAGCAAGCUUCCUGAAAGUCCAAAAACCUUGUCAUCUCAGAGUCACACAAGUCCCUUGAAGGUGCAGCUCGUGUAUACAACCAAUAUUCAGGAGCCCAAUGUCUACAGUGAGGUCCAAGAGCCAAAAAAAUCAGUACCACCUCCUAAAACAUCAGCAGCUGCUCAGCUGGAUGAGCUCAUGGCCCAGCUGAGUGAAAUGCAGUCCAAGGUUUCAGUGACAGCAGAUGCCAGCAGGAAACCCUCACCAGACAAACAGGAUCACACGGCAUCGUUGGACUCAAUGCUUGGGGGUUUGGAACAGGAACUGCAAGAUCUUGGGAUUGCCACCGUGCCCAAGGGCCACUGUGCUUCCUGCGAAAAGCCAAUUGCUGGGAAGGUGAUCCAUGCUCUGGGGCAAUCCUGGCACCCAGAGCACUUCAUUUGCAAUCACUGCAAGGAGGAGAUUGGCUCCAGUCCCUUCUUUGAACGGAAUGGCUUGGCCUACUGUUCCAAGGACUACCACCAUCUGUUCUCUCCACGUUGUGCCUACUGUGCCGCUCCCAUCGUGGAUAAAGUGCUGACAGCAAUGGACCAGACAUGGCACCCAGAGCACUUCUUCUGCUCUCACUGUGGAGAGGUGUUUGGUGCAGAAGGUUUUCAUGAGAAGGACAAGAAGCCAUAUUGCCGAAAAGAUUUCUUAGCCAUGUUCUCACCUAAGUGUGGUGGCUGCAACCGCCCAGUGUUGGAAAACUAUCUUUCAGCAAUGAACACUGUCUGGCACCCAGAGUGCUUUGUGUGUGGGGACUGCUUCAGCAGUUUUUCUUCUGGCUCCUUCUUUGAACUGGAUGGCCGUCCAUUCUGUGAACUCCAUUACCAUCAACGCCGAGGGACCCUCUGCUAUGGCUGCGGGCAGCCCAUUACUGGUCGCUGCAUCAGUGCCAUGGGGCACAAGUUUCAUCCUGAGCACUUUGUGUGUGCUUUCUGCUUGACACAGCUGUCAAAAGGCAUCUUCCGAGAGCAGAACAACAAGACCUACUGUCAACUCUGCUUCACUAAGCUCUUUCCACAGUAGUUCCCUUUGAUCCGCCAUCUACUUCAUGUUGCCUGAGACCAGGGCAGGGAAGAGCACACUUUGUUUCCCUGACCUUCACUCAGUGGGCUAGUAGAGUACAAAAAAUGAGCAAAUCAGGGAAUUUCUGCAUGUUACUAGACCUAUAAUCUUAUUUUUGAAGACUUUUCUUAUUAUGUAUUUGCAUUUAGAUCUAGAUCAUGCUAUCAAGGCCCUUUGAAGGUAUAUUUCUCAUGUGCACAAUUCAUUCCACCUCUGGUUUUCUGUUUCUCACCUUUUACCUCUACUGAUGCCCCUCUCAGACCUUCUGUGGGCCCCAGAGUCUGGCUUUUUCUUUUCUCUCAGGAGUCAUGAUUCUACUCUUAAGCCCUUAUAGUGCCUUCCCUCAAUGUUUGCUAUUUUAAGAGGAAGUGUAUUUUAACUGACAUCUGUGUGAAUAAAGCAGCUUGUGGUUUUGGUGA